GGUUUUUGAACAUAGUGAAAUCAAUAUGGCGCAUGUUGAUAUGACAAAUUGACGGCAUUGUUUUGUCUUUGUAAUAAGUUGUAAUGUUUCUUUUACAUAUCCAAUUAAAGAACAAUAAAAUUUAAUAAUGACGAGACCGUUCGGCAAUAGUGACAAACGAUUUUCAAUUGACGACGCGUUCGAGGAAGAGACGGACGAAGCUAUAAAAGUGUAUGGCGCUACGGGCGACAGAUCGCCGUUGCAGAAUAAUAAAUAUAAGAAUGGAAGUGAAUAUUUGUCCAGUAAUAAAACAUACAAAUGCACAGACGACACGACCUCCCGAGACUCGGACUCUCUCAUCCAUGAGUAUGUAGAGGCCACACAAGCAACGUACUGCUGGAACCAUCCGAAAGUCAGAGAGAACUGGAAGACAGUGUGUGCAGCGGUCAUCCUGCUGGUAGUUGGAGUGGGGCUGCUGGGGAUGGGAGCCUUUGCUGUUGCUGAGCCGGAGAAUGGACUGCAGGGAGCGGUGUUCUUUGUAGCAGGUAUGAUCUGCUUCGUCCCCGGCGCCUACCACGUGGUGUACAUCUGGCUAGCGGCGCGCGGGCAGCGAGGCUACGACUUCUACCAUCUACCGCUCUUCACCUGAUCGCCUUGAGUAAGCCUUCGAAUUCAUCUCAUUUUGUUAGGUAGGACCAGUCAGCUGCUAAUUUAAUGUGUUCUAAAUUAUACAGUUAUGUUUUUAAUUAGCUAGAGU
This is a messenger RNA of Cydia amplana, 736 nucleotides long. RefSeq names its product transmembrane protein 134. NCBI's taxonomy places the organism in Eukaryota, Metazoa, Arthropoda, Insecta, Lepidoptera, Tortricidae. The transcript has 3 exons. The record is from RefSeq and is a predicted model, not a curated record. Bases 128 to 628 code for a protein of 166 amino acids.